AUGUCCGUCAAGCGAAAGAAUCCGUAUGAGGAUGAGGGGCAGCUCAAGAGUGGGGAGAGUGGGGACUUGCACUGGAUUCCAGCUGGCCGACAAUUUCGCUUUGAAGACUUGGUUUUUUGGCAGGGCAAAGAAAGCGGAAAGAAGUUUCAGGAUGUGGCCGAGCACAUCGACACGGUGGUUUUGGGCCCUCAUGCCUCAGCAGCCUUCCCCGAGGAGUUGAAGCCCUUCAUUUCGACCUCUCUGAGUCGACGGAAGCAGUAUGACUUCUCAGAUGUUAUCACUGGCCCGGUGGGUCGAGCCUGGGCGGCUGCUGACAGUAAGGUGGUUUUUGUGGAGAACCCUCACUCGCGCGUGGUGGUCGACCCAAACAGAGAGCAUGGCAUCGAGCCGGAGGCACCUCUGCGCCAGUGCUUCGCCCGGCUUCGGCAAGACAGAGGCGCCUCACUGGCGGGGGUGGACCAGGUGAGGCCCGUGACUUUCUCAGGGGAGGACGUGCUACUUGAACCGACAGAGGCAGAUUGGCCAAAGCUCACAGCGGCGUUGAAGACCUCGGCGGCUCAGGGGCCCUUGGCUUACGAAGCAGCUCGGGAUCAGGUCAUGGAGCUGGUGCGCGCCGCUCGGGUGGGGAGGCCCUUGACUGUCAUUGGUUUUCAUGACACGAACAACUGGAAAAUGAGAGCAGAUGGGGCUCUUGUUGUUGAGAGGCCAGAGAAGGACCGAAUGCCUCCGUUCUGCAACUUCGGCAACCAAGGAGAUGUCGUAGGCGAUGCCAUAGAAGGCACAACGCCGUUGAUGCCAGGUCCUGAUCUUCGCUGCAUCGCAAGAGCUUGGGCGGAAGCUUUCGAUCAGGCCGGAGAGCAAGAUUUCAUGAAGCCGAAAGGCUUCGCAUACAUGGAGCCGGUCUCCUUCAAUCGGCCCUACCCUGGAGGCCACGAGGUCCGAGACUGGGCAAAGCGUUUGCCCAGUUGCAAGGCGAAUCGGAACGCCGUAUUUCAGGUUGAGUUUGCCCGUUCCUUCCUCUUAGGCCCCAAGGCUGCGCAGGAGCUCAGAGAGCCUGGCACAUCCUGGCCUGCGGUAGACGAAGCACAUGUUGCGUGGAUCGCCAACAAGCUGAAGGAGGCUGGGGACAAGCUGCGUGCAGCUGGAUGUCCCUCGUGA
Molecule: messenger RNA, 1158 nt
Organism: Symbiodinium natans
Lineage: Eukaryota; Dinophyceae; Suessiales; Symbiodiniaceae
Source: the annotation of a GenBank genome assembly